AUGGAUUCUUUGCCUGCUGCUGAUCAAUUACCGACGUCGAUGAGAGGUUUUACCCCCGAACAGCUAGCCGAAGUGGCGAAAUGGCGAAAUCAACCUAUCGCUUUAGUUUUACAACUUAAAGGCUAUAAAUUAUUGGAGCACAACUUUACUUAUCGUGAUUACGAGAUGUGCGAAAUUAUUUGUUUAAUCUUGAUUGAUUUGUAUAUAUUUGAAUUAUUAUAUCGGCCUGUGAUGCGAUUACCACUGAUUGCGCAUCAUUUCACUACAAUCGGGCUUGUAAUCUACGGAACAUAUAUUAUAAAAGAAUGUCAAAACCUGGAUCUCUUUACAUUGGCAUUAAUCUUAUUGUUUCAAGCCAGCACCGAACAAUUAACUUUUCUUGGAUUAUUUUUUUAUCGAAUAAAACCUUCUUGGUCGUCACCGACGCUAUUUUUUGCCGCCGUUCAAGUUUUCAUUGUUAAAUUUGCUACACUCAUUUGGUGUUACGUGUUUUGGGGGAAAUAUUUAUUGCCAAAUAAAGACGGUAAAGCCAUAGUAACAGGAUUCAACGUGGUAUUUCCAAUCGGCGGACUCAUCCUCUUUGGAACACAACUUUGGUCGACUUACGUCGUAUGGGUAAUUGCAAAGAAAGCCCAUCAAAAUACAAAUGCUAACGCUCAGCGCCAUGACGUUAGUGAAAAAAAAUUAGAGGAAGGUGCUGAUAAUUCUUCACAUCCUAUCGAUAGUAAUAACGCCUCUACUAUUGUAAACUAG
Messenger RNA from Ambispora gerdemannii, 753 nucleotides. Lineage: Eukaryota; Fungi; Glomeromycota; Glomeromycetes; Archaeosporales; Ambisporaceae. The record is from the annotation of a GenBank genome assembly.